AUGACUCUAACUUCCAAGAGCGUAGAAUGGCAUCUUCCUGACAUAGACACUUGCACAGAGAACCCUUCUUGGGCCUCCAUGAUGCCUGUCUCUGCUUCCCAGGUCCAGCCUUCUUGUCUUGUCCUGCUACUGACCUUUCUGCUCAGACUCACAGCCACAGAGGAUAUUCUGAAGAUGAUUCAGCCUGAGAAGCUAGUGUUGGUCACCUCAGGAGAGACUGCCACUCUGCACUGUACUGUGACUACCCUGUUGCCUGUGGGACCCAUCCUGUGGUUUAGGGGUCAAGGACAAGACAGAGAGUUAAUCUACAAUUUCAAAGGAGGCCACUUUGCCCGAGUCACAGAUGUGUCAGACACCACAAAGAGAGACAACAAGGACUUUUCAAUCCACAUCAGUAAUGUUACCCCUGCAGAUGCAGGCACCUACUACUGUGUCAAGUUCCAGAAAACAGACUCUGAGGACAAGGAGAUUCAGUGUGGAAGAGGCACCAAGAUGUUUGUCGGCGAAAUGGAGCAGUCUUCUACUUUUACACUCCUCACAGUUCUGCUGCUCAGCACAAAGGUGCUACUGGCCAUCAUUGUCUCUGCUAUCUACAUCCUCCGGAAACUGAAGGCCUAACUGUGCUGCCUGUCAACUUACAACAGAUGUCCCCGUGAGAAGACCAGCUCCAGUGUUAUAACAGCAGGAGGAGGCCUUUCUUGAAUGGAGAGCAUAUAUCCCAAAGUGACAAUUUUCCCCACCACCUCAACUUCUUCCCUCAACUUCUCUCCUGUGGAAGACCCUCAGUCUCUGCUGCUUUUUUCCUGUUGUGGGAGCACUGAUAUGGAAGAAAAUGUGAUAAGAAGCUAUCAUAGACUCUGUUACAAACAUUUCUCCACCUCAGAUACCUGUUGGCCCACAAAUCCCUGGUGUUUCUUUACUCAGUCACUGAUGCCCUCAGGAUUGAUCUGCACCUAAGAUCCUGAACAGGAAGCAUUGGAGCUGGCUGUGGGAUCUAACAGAUAUUUCCCUGGAAUAUGUGCAGUAAGUCAAUUGUGUUUCAGAUAUAGAUCACAUGUUGCCCUAAAAUCACAUAUGAAUAUUAUUCAAAGACAGUAUUUUAGAAAGUGAUUGAGUCAUUAGGACAUGAUUUUUAUGAGUGGAUUAAAUCAUUAGUGAAAUCAUUGCUGAAUGUGCUGUUAAAAUGUGAAACCAUUUCAGUGUUGGGUUACUAGAGGCAUCACCUGAUAGGGUAUAUAUAUAUAUAUAUAUAUAUAUAUAUAUAUAUAUAUAUAUGUAUAUAUUCCAGAUUCUCCAUCUUUCUUUGUUUUAUGGACACUGGAUUCUUUCACUAUGAUUUUUCUGUCUUACAUUCAACCAACAGUGGACUAAACUGUGAGCCAUUGUAAGCAUUUAUUGUUCUUUCCCAGGAACAGUAAAUGUCUAAUACAGAAAAUUGACACCAGGGGUGGAGUUGUUACUGUGGGUAUAACUAACCCCAUUGUUUACAAGGCUUUGGAACUGAUUUGCUGAGACAGUUUAGAAAAUUGUGAAGAUGCCAAUUAGAAAAAUCUUAGAAUGUUGAAAGUCAGUUUUCAUAGUGAAUCUGGCUGGAACUCAGGAUAUGAGAAUGCUGCCAGAAAUAUUAAUGGUGAAGGGCUAGUUUAGGAGAUUCCAGUUGGGGACCAGAACUCCACUGACAAUUGGACUAGAAGCCACGUGGGUUACACUCUGGUGAAGACUGUGUGUUUGCUUUGCCUAUCUUCAAUCAGGAGGUUGAAAUUAAGAGCAGUGCACUAUUUAUCUGAUUGAAGAAGUUUCAAUGGAGCCUAAUAUUUAGACUGUGGCAAGGAUGAUGCUGGCUGCUUUUAGCCAGAUUUCCAAGGAAAAAGAGUAAAGAGCAAAGACGAAGGAUUUAAAAAAUUUGCAUCUUGUCUAGGAAACAAAUAUGUGUAAAUUUGGAGCCAAAGAAGGUAUUAAAAGAAGCCAAGUAUUUUGCAUCCAGACAGUAAGAAUAGAUAGGUCCUCUUAAGGAAUUUCAGGAAAUGGCCAAAUACCACUCAUCAUCAUUUCAAGGGUAUAAAAACUGGAAUCUCCUUUGAAAGUCUUUGUUUUAAUAAAAGAUCAUCAUAGCGUUCUACUCAUUUUCAGCAGCACAGAGAAGUAUUUCCCCAAGUUCAAUCAUACAGUUUGGCCAUUCAGUCACUCAGAGGUAAUACAGCCACUGUCCCUGGUCUCCCAGCUAUUACUUUAGCUGGCAGAAGACUUUUACACUGUCCACAUGGUGUUAUGUAGAGUGCAAGAUUUGUGGAGUUCUGGAAGCUCCCAUCAAGAUUUCAGGAGAAAUCCUGGAAGGCCAAAAUAGUGCAGAAAGUUGUGAGAGUCAAACCUAAGUUGUAGUGGAAACCCAGGAAGUUGAUGCCAGAAAUGUGGAAUGCUUGCUGAGAUAAGUCACAGGCAGUGAGCAGAGCUUGCCUAAGAGAAAAGUCAUGUGGGCUCAACCAGCAAGGCCAGAGAGUGCUAGACUUCCCAAGCCCUUUGGAACACAUAGUUCACCACAACCUGACCUGGUUGUUCAACUCAGAUCUGCAGUAUUGAAUGUUUUAGUUUUAGUUUGUACAGUGCCUUCCUAUUUCACUAUUUUUGUGUUUUAGAAAGAGAGCAUUUACCUUGUUGCUUUAUGUGUUGGGAAUGUUAGACUUUCUUUUUGACUUUAAUGGGAGUUCACAGAUAAAGAGUGUGUUUCAGAGGAGACUUUGGAGUUGGGACUUUUUAGCAAUGCUAGAACCACUAAAAAUUUGGCAAUUAUGGGCCUGGGGUUUAGCUCAGUGGUGUAAGUGUCUGCUUACAGGCCAACAGGAGAUCAUGAGUUUGAUCCCGGUACCAAUAAUAAAUAAAUAAAUAAAAUAAAAAUUAAUAUAGAAAAAGAAAGAAGAAAAAAUUGGCCAACUCUUAGGGAACAAAUGUAUUUUGUGUCAUGAAAUGGACAUGAACAUGAUUGGGGAUGAGGGACAGAAUGUCAUUGUUUAUAUCUAAAAUAUUCCCCACAAUAUCCAUUGGAAGUCUCAGGUGUCCAGAAGUAUAGCUUUCUGUAUUUGGUUGGAUCUUGAGGAUACUACGCUUAUCAGCAGAUUAAUCUGCUGAUGUGUUCACAGUUGAAUGUACUGGAGGUGUGGCCUUGUUGGAGGUGUGUCAAAGGAGGCAUGUUCUAAUAGGAUGUAUUCUUGUCUCUAGCUCCUCCCUUCUCUCUGUUUCCUGCCUGCCAUGGAAUAAGCAGCUUUCAAUAACCAUACCAUUUUGCUAUAUCAUUUCUGCCUUGAAUCUAACCAACCAUGGACUGAAUCCUCUGAAAUCAUGAACCAAAUAAGCUUCCUGUCCUUUACAUUCCAAGUGUUGGGUAUUGAGUUCCAGCAAAGGGAAAAUAAUUAAUACAUGAACCCAUUAGGAUAAGUUAUGUCUAUUGCUAUGGAGGUGGUCAUUUCAUCAAGACACAACACGUUUCAGGAAUUAUUCAGUUUUCUGCAUUACCAUCCAACCCAGUUCCCCAGAACAAUUGUGGUCUUCACUGUGGGGAUGCUUAUAGUUCUCUUUAGGGUAACCCAGGUCUUUGUCUUCAGCUUUGAUUCCAGACUCCUUUGCAGAUUGCUCAGCUUUGAAGUACGGAUCCCCAACCCACCAGCAAAGCCUUUCUGGCUUCCAGCAAUGAAUGUUGGGCCUUCCCACUACAGCUCUUUGGUAUGGACUUGCAUGAGAUGUGGCCAUAGGCAUUAGGCCUUUGGUUGGACUCAUGCUGGACAUUGUUGUGGGAUCCAUGGACUUGGCUGGAUUCCUUAGGUUUUUUAGCCCACAAUCUUGUACUCUUCUGUAUUUAACUUUUUGGGUUAAUAUUGUAAAGUAAUCUUAUAAAUUACAUGUCUUCUAUUAAACAUAUUCCCUUCUAAACUCUGACUACAGGAUAUAUUUUGAAAAUGAGUGUUGAUUGAAUCACUCCUAUGUAUCCUUUGAAUAUAUCAGCAU
Molecule: messenger RNA, 3996 nt
Organism: Cavia porcellus (domestic guinea pig)
Lineage: Eukaryota; Metazoa; Chordata; Mammalia; Rodentia; Caviidae
Product: signal-regulatory protein gamma-like
Exons: 4
Coding region: 1-618 (205 amino acids)
Biological process (GO): positive regulation of phagocytosis; positive regulation of T cell activation
Cellular component (GO): plasma membrane
Source: RefSeq, a predicted model, not a curated record